GAAAAUCCCUCCCGAUCACCCUUAUUUGAUUGUAUUGACAUUUAUUUUAACAUUUUUACCCUCGUUAUGGAUGGUGUACCUUUGACCCUCGCCGGUGUAAUGUUAUUUGCUUGUUUAACUGUCUUAUUUGACUUUACACUCGGUAUUUGCCUUUGUAUGUUUGAGACUUAUUAUGAGUGUUUCACUUUCCUAUUAUGUGACGCUGGACUGUUGAUAAGGUGAUGUUGUUUUACUGCGCACGACAUUUUGUUUUGGUUCAACUUACGGUUGUGCAGUGAUUUGACUGUUUGUCUUUUGACUGUCUACUGGAAACGUUUGUUUGUUGAUUUGAUUCCUGUAGGCAGAGUUUUGAUCCCUUUUGCCGGGAAUAUUCCUAUUGACCGACAGGUAUUUAACAGUUGUAUUUUUUAACCAGUUUUUACCGUGUAGUACGUAUUUGUACCCGAGAACGUUUUGGACUGUAUAGUUACCCAACGGCACUGUUGAGGUAUUUUUGUAAUUUGACAUAACUUAUUGUUGCUUUGAUAGUACCACAGAUUUUGUUACGAAUCUACUAUUGAAUUACUACAAACCGUGUUUUGAUAUUUCGAUCCAACCUUUGACUGUGCGUCACUCGCGGAAGUUAGGAAGCUAUACAGUAGAACGCAGGAACUAGUCAGAUUCACGUCAGUUGGCACCGCCUAGCUAUUUCCCGCGUUCAGGCCAAGAUUAUUGGAUUCUGGCCGCUACAGUACUCAACAACCCGUCACUGCUGUACCUGGCAAUCGCAAGGUGUUCCUUGAGUCAAUUCCGGACGGGGAAGGUGACAUGUCCAUGGAUCCGACCUCAGAUACCAAGCAAGUCCCUCUUGAUGUUAUUUCAUGCCGUGGCUCUGAUAAUGGUACAGUUAUUGACUAUAGUAAGACUAGUCCUUGUAGGACCUCUGCUCAGUUGAAGGUACGACAGUUGGAUGAAAGGCAAGAGUUGGAACUUCGUGAAUUCAAGGCUAAACAAAGACAGGAAAGGUUGCGUCUGCAUAAAGAACUCAACUUAGAUGUGAAUGGGGGUUUAGGUGAUACCUUUUCCUUGGAUGAUGAUAUAAAGUGUCACAAAUCAGUUUGUCUUGGCAUUGACCCUCAUAGCAGUUCUGAUCGUGAAACGACUAGCCAGGGGAGCAGCGCAGAAAACAAAGGGGUUGCCGCUACGUUGCCUUGUGUCAGUGUUGGCCAUGAGUUGCCGAAAGUAGAAUUAAGCAGCUUUGACGGACAUCCAGCCAAAUAUUGGAAGUUUAUGAGGCAGUUUGAGCUCUACGUUGUCUCUAAGGUUGAUGAUGAUGGACAGAGGCUGUUAUACUUGUUACAUUACUGUAAAGGUAAGGCCAGGGAGGCUAUAGAGGAAUGCAUUAUGUUACCACCAUCUGCUGGUUAUCGUAGGGCUCGGGAUAUACUCAACGUUUGUUUGGAAGGACCCAUGAAGUCAGCCGGGCCUUACUACAGGAUCUGAUGGAAUGCUCGAACAUAGAACAAAACGAUGCUGAGGCAAUGUCGAGGUUAGCUAUAAAAAUGGAAAACUGCGCUAUAGCCCUAGAGCAAAUGGACUAUACUGCGGACCUUAACUCCUUGAGAACUUUAGAAGGUAUAGUAAAGAAAUUGCCCCGUGUGUUACAGAUGAAAUGGGCGGAGACUGUCGAAAAGCUAACUGAAACCGAACGAGAACCUACCUUCGCAGAGUUAACGCAGUUUGUGUCAGCACGUGCGAGCAUUUUGCUAAGUAGGUUUGGACAGCUGGCAACAAGCAGUCGACGACCAGAUAGUAAAAUAGCAUGUUCCACGCAGCAGCUAGUACCCGUUGGGGGAGUCCUGAAACCUUCAUGUAUAUUUUGUGGAGGGAACCAUGUAGUCACAAAAUGUACCACAUUUCUGUCGUUACCGGUGGAUGAGAGAUGGUCGAAGGCUAAAGAAACAGGUUGUUGUUUUUCAUGUCUUAAAAGGGGCCACAGGUCCGUAGAAUGUAAAAUUCACAGGGUGUGCAGUGUAGAAGGUUGUAAAGCAUACCAUCACCCUCUGUUACACAAGAAGACCCACCACGCCGUAGGCGAACAACCGGAGAAAGGUAGUUGUGGAUGCACCGAGUCUCUCAGAGAAAGCGUGUGUUUGGGCCUACUCCCGGUACGUGUAAAGCACGGUAAUAAAGAGGUUUACGGUUAUGCUAUCUUGGACAAUGGCUCUGAUACAACUUUGAUCACGAAAAUGUUUUGCAACUUCUAGGAUUGUCGACUGACGGCACAAAGACUAUCAUCAAAACUGUUAGUGGAAGUAGAUUGGCGGACUCAGUCAGCAAGCCUUUCGAAGUUUAUUCACUAGACGGAAACGAAUGCAUACUUAUAGAUCGAGCAGUUGUGGCAAGAGAUCUCCCAGUACGGAGACCUAAAGGGUCGAUGCGAGAAAGUAUUAAAAGGUGGCCGCAUCUGACUGACGUACCCUGGACAGAGGUGGAAGACGGGGAGGUAUUGCUGCUCAUCGGUUGCGAUGUACCUGAGGCUCACUGGGUUCUAGAUCAGAAGUUAGGGGGCAGAAAGAGCCCAUAUGCUGUGAGAUCAUUGUUGGGCUGGGUCGUGUUCGGUCCGACAAGCUUUCGUGAGCACAGGGAGAGGGUUGUGAAUUGUAUGUCUCGGUCAGAUCUAUUAGUCGAUCAAUGGAAGAAAAUUUACGAUUAUGAGUUCAGCGAUUUGUACUCGGGAGAUAAGUCGUUAUCUGUCGAUGACCUAGCCGCUGUAAACAUAGUGCAGCGAGGUACUUAUUGGGAUAAUGGACAUUUCGUUGUCCCCUUGCCCUGGAAAAUGGAGUCCAAGAGAGUAUACGGUGGAUGCGAAGUAGCCAGGCGACGUUUGGAGAGUUUGAAACGCAGACUAAUAUCCUCUGAAAGCCUUCGCGAAAGCUACACUAGCGCCAUGGAAGAGACCAUCAGAAAGGGAUAUGCAGCAGUAGCUCCUGAGCCCCAGCUUAAUCCUAGCUACCGCCCACGAUGGUAUUUGCCGCAUCAUGCCGUAUUUAACCCCAAGAAACCGGGGAAGGUAAGAGUUGUGCUGGACUGCGCUGCCAAACUGUCCGGAACUUCUUUAAAUGACUUCCUGUAUCAGGGACCAGACACGACAGCGAACUUGGUUGGAAUAUUAUUGCGUUUUCGCAAAGAACUGAUUGCCCUGACGUCCGAUGUGGAAGAAAUGUUUAUGCAGGUGAAAGUCCCAGAGUUUGACCGAGGUGCUCUGCGGUUCCUAUGGUGGCCUCAGGGUGAUUUCUCGAAGGAACCUAUUGAAUAUCAAAUGACGUCACACCCAUUCGGUGCAGUGUCCUCACCGUUUUGUGCGUAUUUUGCAAUGGCCAAGACUGCCGAGACGUAUGCCAACGAUUAUGAUAGCUAUGUGGUGGAAGCAGUGAAGCAUAACUUUUAUGUUGAUGAUUGCCUAGUGUCCUUUGCAAGCCCAGGUGAGGCAAAAACGUUCGUAAAACAGUCCACUGAGUUGUUGUUACGUGGUGGCUUUAAAUUGAAGAAGUGGGUGACUAAUUCAGAGGCAGUGAGAGUAGUUCUUCCUGGUCUGAGCCACACAGAGAACUCAGUCGACUUACGUGUUAGUCAAGGCUCAAUCCACAGGGCCCUAGGUUUGGAAUGGGACACCAUGCAUGAUGUUUUUAAGUUCCGAUUUGAACCCGUCGAAAAACCCUUCACGAAGAGAGGACUACUAUCCACCGUCUCAGCUCUUUUUGACCCACUAGGCCUCAUCGCCCCAGUUUGUCUUCCGGCCAAGCAGCUAUUGCAGAAUCUUUGCAAAUCUCAUGCUGGUUGGGAUACACCCCUGAGUUCCAAUGACCUAUCCCUAUGGAUGGAUUGGAUGAGGUUCAUGAAGAAUCUUGGGCAAAUCUCCGUACCCAGAAGUAUCAAGAAGGAGGAUAAGAGUGAGAUGAGUAAGAUUGAGUUGCACUUAUUUUGCGAUGCCUCUGAAUCUGGUUAUGGAGCGGUGGCUUAUUCGUGGAACGUUCCAAAAAACACGCCACCCUACAGCAUACUGCUUUAUAGCAAAUCCCGGGUUGCCCCUCUGAAAACGGUGACAGUGCCGAGAUUAGAGUUAGCUGCGGCAGUAUUGAGUGCACGAAUGAGUGAAAUUUUGAGGAAGAACCUCCCAAAUAGCUUUGACAAGACUUAUUUUUGGACAGAUUCUAUGAUUGUUUUGUACUAUAUUAGAAAUACAGAGAGUCGGUAUAGUACGUUUGUGGCCAACCGUCUAGCCAUUAUUCACCAGUAUUCAUCCCCAAAUCAGUGGGGGUACGUUAAAUCUGAAGAGAAUCCCGCAGAUUGGACAUCAAGAGGCAUACGAAAAGCGUGUGAAUUAGCGUCUUGGAUUCAGGGCCCCUCUUUUCUGGGAACCCGACAGUUUUCAAGUACCACAGACCUCUGCUGGAAGGAACCACCGAAAAAUGUCGAAUUGAAGAGGUCGGUCCGAACAAACACAAACGUUACUGAGCUCACUGCUGAUCCGAUUUUGGCGUAUCAUUCGGACUGGGUGAGGCUGAUUAAAGCUGUGGCAUGGCUUAAGAGAUAUGUGGUCUACAUAUCCGUUAUGUAUUCGCGUCGCCAAGGUGUGUCACUGAAUGUUGGCUAUCUAACAGCCGAUGAACUGGAAGCUGCUAGACAUAAAGUAUUAUGUAUGGUACAACAGGAGGUAUAUGGAGAAUUAAUAAAGGAACUCCGAGAAAAGGGUAGUUGUGAGACUGAAGAAGGUGAAUUGCAAAGGUUGUCACCUAUACUUGUGGAUGGAUUGGUCUGCGUCGGUGGGAGGUUGAACUAUUCCGACUAUCCACUUACUUUUAAGCAUCCGGUUAUCCUCCCCAGACAUCACUUCGUGACUGAGCUGAUCAUAAGGCAUUAUCAUAUUAUAGAAGGACAUACUGGUACUUCGCAAGUCCUGGCCACUCUACGAAGAAACUAUUGGAUAAUUAAGGGGAUCAGUGCGGUCAAACGGGUGAUAAGAAAGUGCAUAGAGUGCCGACGAUUGAAAGCUGCACUGGGUCAGCAGAUGAUGGCCCCUUUACCGGUCUGUCGCGUGCAGAAAGGAUGGAAACAAGUUAAUUACUUAGCUGACGUAUUUUGGCGCCGAUGGAUGAAAGAGUAUCUACCAUGCUUGCAAACUCGUCAGAAGUGGUUGGGAAGGAAAAGAAAUUUCAAGGAGGGAGAUGUGGUGAUUGUGGCCUCUGAAAAAACACCACGUGGUUCCUGGCCUUUGGGAGUGAUCGAAACAUGCGAGAAGGACGAAGACGAUUUAGUAAGAACUGUGAUGGUGCGUAUGAAGGAAGGUACCGUGAGAAGAGAUAUAAGAAAGCUUUGUCUUCUUGAGGGAGUAGAAGAAAGAUAGAGUAUGCAGACAGCUAGGUAGAUAGAGCCACGGCUGAAUACACAGAGGUGUUUUGCGUGUCUGGAGGGAUUUUGGUGGCCGGUGUAAAGGAAAAAUGAUCUGAAAAUCCCUCCCGAUCACCCUUAUUUGAUUGUAUUGACAUUUAUUUUAACAUUUUUACCCUCGUUAUGGAUGGUGUACCUUUGACCCUCGCCGGUGUAAUGUUAUUUGCUUGUUUAACUGUCUUAUUUGACUUUACACUCGGUAUUUGCCUUUGUAUGUUUGAGACUUAUUAUGAGUGUUUCACUUUCCUAUUAUGUGACGCUGGACUGUUGAUAAGGUGAUGUUGUUUUACUGCGCACGACAUUUUGUUUUGGUUCAACUUACGGUUGUGCAGUGAUUUGACUGUUUGUCUUUUGACUGUCUACUGGAAACGUUUGUUUGUUGAUUUGAUUCCUGUAGGCAGAGUUUUGAUCCCUUUUGCCGGGAAUAUUCCUAUUGACCGACAGGUAUUUAACAGUUGUAUUUUUUAACCAGUUUUUACCGUGUAGUACGUAUUUGUACCCGAGAACGUUUUGGACUGUAUAGUUACCCAACGGCACUGUUGAGGUAUUUUUGUAAUUUGACAUAACUUAUUGUUGCUUUGAUAGUACCACAGAUUUUGUUACGAAUCUACUAUUGAAUUACUAC
Messenger RNA from Heterobilharzia americana, 6055 nucleotides. The record is from the annotation of a GenBank genome assembly. NCBI's taxonomy places the organism in Eukaryota, Metazoa, Platyhelminthes, Trematoda, Strigeidida, Schistosomatidae.